ACAACCAUUCUUGUAUAAAGACUAAAAACUACUAUAGGGGUUACCAACCCUACAAAUCCUUCUCUCCUCUCUUGUAUCUUCCAAGUUUUUUCCUAACACACUCUUGAGUUUGAUUUGAUUGAGCACACUUCUUUAUCAAGCACAUUAAAAUAUAGCCAUAGCUGCAUUAAACACAACAAUCACAAUGUCUUUUUAUCUGUUCUUCCUCUUCAUCACAAUGCCCCUCAUUGUUUUUUGUGAUUUUGAAAUGCCUUCAGGUUCUUCAACACAGAUUUUUCAUUCUUUCCAUGAAGACAAAAAUGGUUCUCUAACAGUGUCAGAAAAAGUUGAACAUGCACACUACACCCCUAGAAAAUUUUGGUUUCAUGGUUCUUGCACAAAAAGAGACAUUAGUAUCUCACAAAGCAAAGGUUCAACUUCUGGAAUUCCACAGUACAUUGUGCAAAUUGUUAACACUUGUGUUUCUGGAUGUGCUCCUUAUGAUAUCCAUCUUCACUGUGGUUGGUUUGCUUCUGCAAGAAUAAUCAACCCUAAAUUGUUCAAGAGACUCUCUUAUGAUGAUUGUUUGGUGCAUGGAGGGAAGCCUUUAACUUCUAACCAGAUUAUUAGAUUCACUUAUUCUAAUUCUUUUAUGUACCCUCUUGCAUUCAAGUCUGCUAGAUUUUGCUGAGUCCAAAAUAUAAUUCCAAAAGAAUAAGAAGAAUAUGACAUAGAGUUCCAAAAAUUAUUAUAGGCCCUUAUUUAUAUUAACAA
Molecule: messenger RNA, 753 nt
Organism: Medicago truncatula (barrel medic)
Lineage: Eukaryota; Viridiplantae; Streptophyta; Magnoliopsida; Fabales; Fabaceae
Product: TPD1 protein homolog 1
Exons: 3
Coding region: 185-670 (161 amino acids)
Biological process (GO): cell fate determination
Source: RefSeq, a predicted model, not a curated record